Messenger RNA from Phaethon lepturus (White-tailed tropicbird), 1125 nucleotides. Its product is annotated as disco-interacting protein 2 homolog A-like. The annotation marks the transcript as partial. The transcript has 11 exons. NCBI's taxonomy places the organism in Eukaryota, Metazoa, Chordata, Aves, Phaethontiformes, Phaethontidae. Gene Ontology annotation, cellular component: cell surface. The record is from RefSeq and is a predicted model, not a curated record.
GGCAAGCUGUGGAGUCGAAGCUUGAAGUUAGCAUAUACCCUGCUAAACAAACUAACCACCAAGAACGAACCACUGCUGAAGCCUGGAGACCGGGUAGCUCUUGUAUUUCCUAAUAGUGAUCCAGUUAUGUUUAUGGUGGCAUUUUAUGGAUGUCUCCUGGCGGAACUUAUUCCUGUCCCAAUAGAAGUUCCACUAACAAGAAAGGAUGCUGGCAGCCAGCAAGUUGGAUUUCUUUUGGGCAGCUGUGGAGUAACACUAGCUUUAACCACUGAUGCCUGUCAAAAAGGCCUUCCUAAAGCUCAGACUGGCGAGGUGGUCACAUUCAAAGGCUGGCCUCGUCUCAUUUGGUUUGUGAUUGAUGGGAAGCAUCUGGCAAAACCGACGAAGGACUGGCAUCCGCAAGUACGGGAUGCCAGUGCUGAGAUUGCUUACAUUGAGUACAAAACAAGUAAGGAGGGCAGCACAGUGGGCAUUACUAUAUCUCAUGCUUCCAUGCUGGCACACUGUCAUGCAUUGACUCAGGCAUGUGGUUAUUCAGAAGCUGAAACACUAACAAAUGUCUUGGAUUUCAAAAGAGAUGCUGGCCUUUGGCAUGGCGUAUUAACAAGUGUUAUGAACAGGAUGCAUGUCAUCAGUAUUCCCUAUGCAUUAAUGAAGGUUAAUCCACUUUCCUGGAUACAGAAAGUCUGCUCAUACAAAGCCCGUGUAGCGGUAGUAAAAUCACGUGAUAUGCACUGGUCACUUUUGGCUCAGAGGGAUCAGAGAGAUGUCAGUCUGAGCUCUUUACGAAUGUUAAUAGUGGCAGAUGGAGCUAAUCCAUGGUCAAUAUCUUCCUGUGAUGCAUUCCUGAAUGUAUUUCAGUCCAGAGGUUUGAGACCAGAAGUAAUCUGUCCCUGUGCUAGUUCUUCGGAGGCACUAACUGUUGCCAUUCGCAGACCCCCAGAAUUGGGUGGGCCUCCUCCAGGAAAAGCGGUGUUAUCUAUGAAUUGUCUGAGUUUCAGCGUGAUAAGAGUGGAUACAGAAGAGAAGUUGUCAGUGUUAACUGUCCAGGAUGUUGGUCAGAUUAUGCCUGGAGACUGGCUGACCAGGAAGAACAAGUGCAUGAGGCCUUCUGCAGACAACUAG